GCCAGCCUCCGAGCAGUUAUCAAAGAAUCAGUCUGUUAUUUCAGCGUGCUCGUCUGGCUCGCGGGUAUUUAAAGCGUCUCAACAUGGAUGUCUUGCGCGGUGGAAAACUUGGACAUGUACUUUUGUGUCUGUUUGCCUUGGAGGGGCUUCUUGUGAAUGGUUUAUCGUUGGAAGCAGAUUUGUCAGUGUUAUCCGAGCUGCUGCCUGGCGUGUACAGCAACUCCAAGCAGUAUAUGGCGGAGGCAGGGGUCCCGCCAGCUAAAGGCCACAUGUUGAUGAAGACCGUCAUCCGUCCUGUAGAUGUUUCCUUCCUCGGACAUUCCUUCAGUGUGUUUGUUGAGCAGUACAGCGGCGCUGAUAGUGUUCCCUAUCGUCAAAGGUUGGAGAGUUUCUCUGUGGAUGAGACUCAGCGCGCAAUACGCUUGAGAACCUUCAACUUUGCCAAUGCUUCAAUGAUUCCCAAGUUCUCCAGAAACCUGAAUCUGUUGAGGAAUCUCAGUUUAUCCGACGUGGUGACACAACAAGGAUGUGAUAUGUUCUGGAGGAAGUUAAAGAAGAGGACAUUUGUCGGUGCAACCGGACGCGGAUGCCUGGGUAGCGUGAGACGGGAACCGGUAAGAAUUUCUGUAUCGUCGACUUUGACCUCAAAGAUGCUAACAACUCAUGAGGGUUGGUACAGGGUCAAGGACGGUGCCAAGGUCAUGGAGAUUGAGGUGCCAUACAACCUGAUCAAGGUCAAGAAGAUGUCAGGAUCCAGAUAUAUUCCACGUGCAGUCAGUCCCCGAGUGCGCAUGUCCAGGCACCUGAUACAAAACGAUCUGCCCCAAGACCGACCUAAAUACAUGAGGCGGAAGAACCCUAAGUUCAGUCAUAAGCAUCGGAAGCAAACCACCUACCUCAGUAGCAUCCCAACAUCCAACAGCGCAUGGACACUGCGCACCUUCCGGGGACUUCUGGAUGCCCUGAGUUCCGGUCGGGCGGUAUACUUUAUCAUGGAGUUGUCACGAUGUAUGCUGCCUUCCCAGGCAAAGAUCGAGAGAACAUCUUUCGGGGACGCCAUCGACGUCUUCGAGCAUGUAAAGCAAAUGAGGGGGAGACGGAGAGAGUUUAUCAAGUUUAGUCAACGAAAGUUUCAGCAAAGUUCCAGAGGAUACGAAACUGCUGUGAGAGAAAUUACAGUCUUCCGCAAUGGCAAAGUGAUCGUGCGACUGCGUAUGACAAAACCAGACAGGGUCCCAGUUACAUACGCAGCAAGCUGCAGGAUCUAUGAUUAUGACGCCAGUUCCGGGGAUGUGAAAUUCUCCACGGACCCUUUCAAGAAUGUGAGGAGAAUCAAGACGUUUGGUUUUCUGAGGUCAUCGUUGAAGAAGGGUCGACGAGUUCGGAUGGCAGUGGACUUUUCCAAAUGUUCCGGAAACAGUCCGACCACCAUGACGGAAAUUGGCGGAGAGAUACGAGGCUACGACUUCAUCAACUCUGGAAAGGGGAUUGAAUUUUCAUUGGCGAGACCAGAGCUGGACUUGUCACGUGACGGAAUAUCACAGCGCUUCCUGCUUGGUCGUGUUUUACACAAUGGUGACGUCAUAUUUACAGACAUCGGCGAUGAACAUUCCAAUUCUCUUAACCAAAACGAGCAUCACUAUAAGUGUUCCCUUAGAGGCAGCGAAUCGGCAGAAAAACCUGGCGAAAAAUCAGUGAAACUUUAUUACCUGUGAAAAGAUUUCGUAAAAUAACUUUAAUAUUUAGUAUCAUCGCUUCAUUACACGAUUUGUGAAGAUGUUAAGAAGAGCUUUGUCAAUAUCUUUGAUAUCAUGACGUCAGCGUUAUUCAAAUCUCUGAGUGUAACAUGUUACAUCACUUGUCGUUUCUAUGCAACUCACAUUUUGUUAUCCAGUGAAACAAUUUGGCUGAAAUGAAAAAAUAAUUAUGAAAUGUUUUUUUUUAAUUUCCUCAUUAAUAUUUGAUAUGUAAAUGAUUUAUGGGAUAUUUAAAUAGUGAUGAAAUCUAUGAUUACUCUGUAUAUCUUGCUACUGUAAAAACCCUAUGUGUAUAUACCAGCAACUCUUUGUAUAGCGAGUGUUCUCAUGUUCUUAAUUUAAGUUUGUGACCGGGAAUGAAGUUGUGAUCAUUUGUCGUGAAAUGUAAAUAAAUAAAUAAAUGAACCUUACUGAUAACAUA
Molecule: messenger RNA, 2178 nt
Organism: Haliotis rubra (blacklip abalone)
Lineage: Eukaryota; Metazoa; Mollusca; Gastropoda; Lepetellida; Haliotidae
Exons: 6
Coding region: 84-1715 (543 amino acids)
Biological process (GO): protein-phycocyanobilin linkage
Molecular function (GO): lyase activity
Source: RefSeq, a predicted model, not a curated record